AUGCAGAACAAGGAGCUGGACAAGUACCUGGAGCAGCCGCAGCUACUAGACCCGCAUCUUGGAUCGCUGCUGCCGCCGCUGUUUGUGAGUCUGGAGGAGGCACUUGCUGGCGCGGGGCGCAAUGAUGGUGCGGCCCUGGCCGACGCUGAGCACGUCCAAGCCGCGCUGUUCAUCAUUUACUGCUUUGCCAAGGUUCGUGGCGUGGCAACUGUUGCCCGAUUCUUCCCGCACGCGCCCAAGGACGUCGAGCCUGUCCUUGCGCUCCUGCAUGGCCUCGACCCGACGGAUCCGGAUCGAUGGGCAGCGCGGUAUGUGUGCCUCCUCUGGGCGUCGAUUGUCAUCAUGGUCCCGUUUGGCCUUGAGUCGAUUGACUCGCACGGCUCGCUUGUGGAUGACUUGCUGGCACUGGCCAAGACGUACCUGGCCGAUGCGUCGCGGGCGUCCGAGGCCGCGGCUCUGCUGGUAGCGGCGAUGCUUGCCCGGCGCGACCUCGUCACCAACUAUCUCGCUGCAUUUGUAGGAUGGGCAAUGAGCAAAUUGCAGAGCGCAGACGGACAUGGCCAGAGCGUGCCAGGCGUGCUCCUGGCGCUGAUCGAGACGUUUAAGCGCGGCGCGCGCGCGGAUCUGCUCCCGCUGGUGGGCCAGGUUCUCCCGCUGGCUCUGAGCAUUGCUAGCAGCGCAUCAUCGAUGCUUGUGCGCGACCGCUCGGUCCGGCUGGUUGAGCGGCUUGGCCUCACAUACCUCAAGCCCACAGUGCCGGCUUGGCGGUACCAGCGGGGAGGGCGCGCGGCGGUGGCGGCCGCGCUUGCCGGCAAAGCCGCUCGCGCCGAGAGCCCGUCGGCGGCGGCAGCGGCGGGAGACAUCGGCACCAAUUCGUACUCAGACUCUGAGUAUGAGAGCGACGAUGACGACGAAGUUGACGAGAACAUCGACCCGAUUGUUCACGUGCUGUUGCAGGGGCUCUCGGCGCGCGAGAACAACGUGCGGUGGAGCGCAGCGGCGGGGCUUGGGCGGAUCUGUGAGCGUCUUCCAUCCGAGUUUGCGGCCGAGGUUGUGGACAACAUUGUGGGCCUCCUCUCACCGGUCCAGCCCGAGACGGCGUGGCAUGGCGCGUGCCUUGCGCUGGCCGAGCUUGCGCGGCGCGGCCUUCUGCUGCCGGGCCACUUGAGCGUGGUGGUGAAGCGUGUGCUCGAGGCACUGGCGUACGACGUCAUGAUCGGGACUCGUGCGGUUGGAGCCAACAUUCGCGACGCGGCGUGCUACGUGUGCUGGGCGUUUGCACGGGCGUACGACGCGGCGGUGCUGCAGCCAGUCUCGCUGUCGCUGGCACAAGGCCUUGUGGUUACCGCGCUCACGGACCGCGAGGUCAACUGCCGGCGGGCAGGUGCAGCUGCGCUGCAGGAGCUGGUGGGCCGGCUCGGUGGACGGGCCAUCCCGCACGGGAUCGAGAUCAUCACGACGCUCUCGCGGUUUGUGGCGUCGUACGCCGAGUAUGCCGAGGCGGUCUUUGUGACUCUAAUGAGUAAGACGAGCCACUGGGACGCGGGCAUUCGCAGCUUGGCUGCCAAGGCGCUGGCCUCAAUCUUUGACCUCGUCUCGGAGCAGAUCCUGACGACGGCGGUACCGCAGUGGCUGGAAGCCGCACGGGCGCGGGCGGUGAGCAUCCGCCACGGUGCGCUGUUGGCGCUCGGUCACGUCCUCCAUGCUGCAGCGGUGGAUGGGCUCGAUGGGGCGUGCGAUGUCAGUGCUCUGGUUGCGCUCAUUCCCGAGUACGACGCCGCACGCAAGUUCAAGGGUGUCGCCGGCGUGCUGACCCGAAAGGGCAUGCUCGAGCUCGUCUCACUGGUCUCGAGUGCAGGACUGGCUUUGAGCGAUGAUGACCGGGCAAUUGUCCUCGAGUUUGUGCUGGCCUCGUUCCGCGCUCCCGAGGCCGUGGAGGACGCCAAGGCGGCGCUGUCGGCGUUUGGCCAAGUUCAUUUGAUGGCCGAAGACGGCGAGCUGAGUCUGGCACGGGUCGCCGAGCGGGUGGCGCGGUCUGCCAGGACGAAUCCGGAGCCGAUUGCGUCUGCGUUUGUGGGCGCGCUGGGCGCGCUGCCAUAUGCGAGCAGCGAUGCGCGCGGCGGAGCGAACUCGCCGCUGUGGGCACCACUCGGAGUGCUGCUGGAUCUGAUGCAGAGCGGAGCGCCUCCGGCUCGACGCGAAGCGACCAAAUCGCUGGUCACGCUCGUUGUCACGACCGAGUUGGUGGCAGCGGCGCUGAGCGGCGACGAGGUGGCGAUUGAGUAUGGGCGGCAGACAGUGAGCGCGCUUGUGGGUGCGCUCGACGACUACACGCGGACCGAGGACGGUGACGUCGGCUCGUGGGUGCGCAUGGAGGCAAUGCGCGGCGUGGCGGCGGUGGCCGAGGCGGUGGCGGCCGGCGCGUCUCACGGCGCCGCGUUCCCCAACUCGGCUUGGAACGAGGCGGUGGCGGGGCGGGCUGUGGCUCGUAUUGCACGGCAGGCGCUGGAGAAGAUCGACCGUGUUCGCGAGCUUGCGACGGCGACGCUCUUCCGGAUCGUGGCUAUGGACGUGCCGUGCAUGGUGUGGGCGGAUGAGUUUGCGAGCGGCGUGGCACUCGCCGGCGAAGACGCCAGCUUUGGAGUGCUCGUCCCCCUCCUGCUCGGCGAGCCAACGCUUUGCCGCGAGGCGAUGAGUGGGCUUGUGGUGUCUGUUGGCGAUCUUGCGCAGUCUGUGGCACACGAGGCGUCGCGGGCGCUUUUGGGCAUGGCUCGCGGCUCGGACAGUGCGGCUCAGCGGGUGGUUGAGCUCCUCCUCGCCACGCUUCGCGGACACUCGGGCGACUCGCGGGUUGUGGUUCCCACCCUCAAGACCCUUGACGCGCUGUUUGCGGCGGGCGUGAUGGAGACACAGGCGAGUGCGGCUGGCGAGCUACUGGGCGCAGUCCAGACCGAGCUUCGCGGCUCGCGGGAUGUGCACAAGCUCAUGGCGGGCGCCAAGGUUCUGGGCAGCAUGCUCAUGUACGGGCGCCAGGUGGCGGUCGGUGCGCUCAAGGUGCUCCUCUCAUUCCUGGCACACCCGUACGCCAAGCUCCGCAAGCACACGGCCGAUGAGCUGUAUCUCGCCCUCAACACGUACGAGGAUCACAUGCCCGACGAUGAGGACGAGGCCGAUGACCUGCUCGACCUGCUCUCGGACUUUGCGUGGGACGGCGACCGCUCCGCCGCCGCGGCUGCCCGCGAUCCGCUGUUCGAGGGUCUCGGCGUGCCCAAGCCCGCGCCGCGGAAGGUCACGGGUGGUGGAAAGGCCAAGGCCAGCAGUGGCCAAGCCGGAGCGGCGGGAGCAUCAGCAGGAGCAGCGCCGACCGGCGGCUACGCCGACCUUGGCAAGCCAAGCCAGCAGCGGCGGCUGGCGCGGUUUGAGGAGGUGCCGACAUGGAUGCAGGACAACAAGUACAUCCGCAGCGGGUACCGGGUGGACUACAGCCUUGCCGAGUGUACGUGGUCCAUGGUUGAGAGACACAAUGAGGUGGCCAACAUUUGGAGCCAUCUUGUGGGCGUGCCGGUGUUUGUGGCGCUCGUCGUCUGGGUGCUGAGCGGAAGAGCCGAGCUGGCGAGCGAGGCAUGGCUGGAGCAAGCGCCGUUUCUGGUGUUUGUGUGCGGGUGCGGGGCAGCGUACACGGCAUCGGUUGUCUUUCACACCUUUCUCUGCCACUCGCACGCGGCGCUGAUCAUGUGCUCGCGGCUCGACUACAGCGGCAUUGUGCUCAUCAUCAUGACCUCGAUCAUGCCCGGCGUAUACUACGGCUACCACUGCUCGCCUGGGCUGCAGCAGUUGUACACGCUCAGCAAUCUUGUGUUGGGCAGCGUGACGGUGGUGGCACUGCAGUUCUCGAUCCUCUAUACCAAGCCAUGGCGGAGGUUCCGGACCCUGUUGUUUGCCGCGUUUGCGUCGUCAGGCGUGGUGCCUGCGGUGCACGCGCUGUUUGAGCUCCCGAUGGUGCCGCACGUCUCAGUGUCGCUCCUUUGGCUCGUGGUCAUGUACGGCUUGCUCGGUCUCGGCGCAGUGGUGUACUUUUAUCGGAUCCCGGAGCGAUGGUGGCCCGGCCGGUUCGACCUUUUGGGCGCGUCGCACAACUGGUGGCAUGUCUUCUCGCUCUCGUCGUCGUUUGUUCACGCGUACAACGUGUACCACAUGUACUUGGCACGGACCACACUUCCGUGCGAAGAAGCGCGGGCGUUGCCGUCGAUGGCGCAGGUGGCGUGGAGUAAGAUGAUGGGAUGA
This is a messenger RNA of Thecamonas trahens ATCC 50062, 4284 nucleotides long. RefSeq names its product tubulin-specific chaperone D. The record is from RefSeq and is a predicted model, not a curated record. Gene Ontology annotation, molecular function: GTPase activator activity; beta-tubulin binding. Gene Ontology annotation, cellular component: membrane. The coding region runs from base 1 to 4284 and encodes 1427 amino acids. The transcript is spliced from 4 exons. Gene Ontology annotation, biological process: microtubule cytoskeleton organization; post-chaperonin tubulin folding pathway; tubulin complex assembly. Lineage: Eukaryota; Apusomonadida; Apusomonadidae.